AUGGCCGAGAACGAGCUCCAGACGGCGCUCAAACAACUACACCAAGCUCUCAACGCCGCCAACCCAUCCACCGCUCCCGCACUCCUCUCCCGCGCCAAACUCGCACUUCUAAAACUCAAUGCCUUGAUACCCGGCCCACGCACACCACAAGCACAUCUCCUCCUCGCGCGUGAAACCCUCGAGCUCGGCGCCCUCAUCUCCAUCCGCCUGCAAGACGCCGAGGGCUUCGAGCGCUACUUCCAACAACUCCAACCCUUCUACUCCCUCCCUCAGCAGAUCCUAGCUCGCGAGAAGAGCAAUUCAAGUAAGAUUACAGGCCUCUACCUGCUCCUGCUGCUCAGCCAGGGCGACUAUGCGGGCUUUCACACACUGCUAGAGACGCUGGAGUUGGCGGCAGCGCAAGCUGGAAAGGGUGGCCUGGAAGAGGACCAGUAUAUCCAGUAUCCGAUAAAAUUAGAGCAGGCGCUCAUGGAGGGAAGCUAUGACCGCGUGUGGGGCGCGACAAAGAGAGAGCGAGUGCCGAGCCCCGAGUUUGGUGUUUUUUCGCAGAGCAUUAUCGGCACCAUCCGCGCCGAAAUCGCAUCUUGUUCUGAGAAAGCAUACGCUUCGAUUCCUAUCUCCGACGCCAAAUCACUCCUGUUCCUCGACUCCGAAGGCUCGGUCGUUUCGUUCGCCAAAGAGCGAGGCUGGGUGGCUCGCGACGGACGACUCUAUUUCCCACAGCAGAAUGCAGAAAGUGCAAAUGCUGCGAAUGAUAUCCUAGUCACCAGCGGAACAGUUAUUGAGAAUACUCUGGGCUAUGCGCGGGAGCUGGAGACGAUUGUGUAG
Molecule: messenger RNA, 828 nt
Organism: Pseudovirgaria hyperparasitica
Lineage: Eukaryota; Fungi; Ascomycota; Dothideomycetes; Acrospermales; Acrospermaceae
Product: 26S proteasome non-ATPase regulatory subunit 8
Exons: 2
Coding region: 1-828 (275 amino acids)
Biological process (GO): proteasome-mediated ubiquitin-dependent protein catabolic process
Cellular component (GO): nucleus; proteasome regulatory particle, lid subcomplex; proteasome regulatory particle
Source: RefSeq, a predicted model, not a curated record